Saccostrea cuccullata (small rock oyster) is the source of this 2810-nucleotide messenger RNA. RefSeq lists its product as uncharacterized. The record is from RefSeq and is a predicted model, not a curated record. Bases 20 to 1909 code for a protein of 629 amino acids. The transcript has 2 exons. Lineage: Eukaryota; Metazoa; Mollusca; Bivalvia; Ostreida; Ostreidae.
UGCAUCACUUUGUCGAUAUAUGGUCUCUUGUCAAAAACUUUUAAAGUCCGGGAAGCCUAUCGAGGCUCUAUUAGAAUUUUCAAAAUUUUGUCAGAUGCUUUGUCAACAAGAUAUAAGCCCCCUUUCAAAUUCUCCCCAUCUCAUGUACUGGCUGGAAUUUUUUAGUUGUCUUGCACUUUUCUCAACAGCAGCCUAUAUUGGCAUCUUGAAGUCUAAAGAAUGUCAAUUUAUUCUUCCCAAAUCAUACCCUUUGAAUGCUGUGUCCAUCUAUAUGACAUUUCACAAUAAAGACACGCUUAUUCAAGAUUUGUGCAAAAAGAAAUAUCUACAGAAAUAUGGCAGCGAUCUUUUGAAAUCGCCAGAGUGUAUCGUGCAACUGUUAGAAAGACUGACUGACAGACCAGUUUCAUAUUUGAAACUAGAAGGAAACCAAGCACAAGAAAAUCAAAAGCAUGCAUUUUUAGAGAGGUUACUGAAGUUAUGUCUGAUUCUUUUUUGCAAUGUUAGAAAUGAGUUUCAUUCUGCAGCGGACAUCGAAGAGAUGCUUGCUUGCAAAGUAUACUAUUUGAAUAGGAAAAUGGAGAUUCUUUUAAAAAAGAAAAAUAAAUUACCUGAAAAUUUACAAAAUAUUCAGUUUACAGAGCCGGAGAAUUUCAGAAAGAUGUUGCUUUUCAUUGUUUAUCAAGAAUCCAAUGAUGAACUGCAAGAGCACACAUGGAGUUUUGGAAACUUUCAAAUAUCAUUUUUUGAUAUUGAAAGACGUGAAGAAAAACGUUUUUUAUCACCUAAUACAGAGAUAAAGAUUAAAAGUACAGAGAGCAUUUUAAGAACAAAACACAAAACGGGUGCGUUAAAGACAUUGCCUUGUACAAAAGCUUUAAGGACAGCCAGUCUAAAAAGUGGACGUUUAAGUUGUUUAGAAGAAGACACACAGGAGACAGUUUUAUAUGAAAGGGAUUCCAAAGUUGACAUGAAACAGAGCAAUUCUAAAGAAACCCCUAUAGAUACUGAAGGAGAGUGCGCAAAAACUAUCGUUAAAUAUUUUCGUUACGUGUUGCUACACAAAAGAGCACCUCAAAUCAGUGAAUUGUUGAAAGAAAAACUUUUGAAGAAAAAGAUGACAGAAAUAAAUUCAUUGCUAGGUUGUUCAAAUGACAAUACUUAUGAAUGCCAAGUAUGCGGAUGUCCUCUCUAUAGUCCUACAGGUGAUUCAGAAAGAAAAGAUUCUGUGAUUAUUUUAUCGUAUUCAGAUGAGGAACAAACUCAAGAAAGAAUAACGACUGAUACAACGUUUAAUGAAGAGAAUGAUGUGUAUGAUUCGUUUCACGUUUUUCCGUCAUCUUCAAAAGCAGAAAAACCUGAUUAUCCAUUUGAACUUUUACUUCGAAGUGAUUUCUCCAAAGAGGAAAGACCUCUGGAAAACAUUAAAGAACAUUAUGAAAGCCUUGAACAUCGAAAGAAGGAAAACGAAUAUGAAGCUUUUAAACUUAUGUACUGCAACGAAAUAUAUGACACCAUUAAAGAAAUUGAACGGUUCAUAAAAAAGCAUAAAAUACAAAACGAGGAAUUUAGUGAUCGUUUUGAAAACAUAUCAUUCUAUACAAACAGUCUUUGCAAAAAAGUUGGACAGCUAAAUGAAUUAGUUAAUCAUAUUGCAGAGGCGAAAGACUGGGGCAACAGCCAUAUUACAGAAAUUCUCGAAAGUGUUCGUCAUAAUUAUGAUAUUGUGAAAGAUCAUGUAAAAUCUAUCACAGAACAGGAAAAAAAGAAAAGGAAAGAGCUGCGAAAUCAAAGGCGGCUCGGAAGCAGCGGGAAAGAGGACGAAGAUCAUCUUCAUACAAAGAAAAAGAAAAAGAAGAUGAAAGUCUUGCAGAAAUUCACUUUUUCUAGUUCUUCCACUGCAUUUUAAAACCUAAAAAUAUGUUAAAUCUGCAUGUUCAUUACAUGUGUAUGAUGUGCAUUCAAGGUAAAACAGAUAUCGAUGUACAUGUUUAUUUGUCUAUUCCGAAGGGAAAUCCAAUUCUGCUUUUUAUAUACAGUGUGCAUCAUUUGUAAUAAGGACUAUAUGUAAUGAAAUUAUAUCACAUGGAUUUAUAUCAUAUUGUAUGAUCUACCGCACAUAUGUAUAGUGUUUAAGGUCAUCACAAUCGGUUGCAUAUUUCCUAGAAUUUCAAUAAUUUACAUGUGAAUGUGAUUUCUAAAAUUGUAAAGAUUUUUCUUAUUUUUUUAUGUUUUAAGUAUUUGAAGAUUGAGUCCCUUAAAAUCGAAGAUGAAAAUCAUUGUUUUAUCAAGACAGAAAAGUUUGAGGAAUCAUCUUAUAAUCGAUUUUAUAUAACAUGUCUUGGUAAACCGCAAGAUUACAAAAUAUAAUUGAUGAUGAUUGAACUGAUUAAACUAAGCUGGUAGAAUCAUAAAGAAAAUAAAAAUAAGAAUAGUGCAUUGAAUAACUACAAAAGUAGAUUAUUAUUCUAAGUUUCGAUGAUUUGUAAAAUGAUUUGGAAAAUUAUAUAAGGACCUAUUUUAUAAGGAAAACCUCUCAUAACAACAAGAUGUGUUUUAUAUUUACAUACAUCCUAGAUGACUAAAUGAGAUAAAGCACAAGCGCAGGGAACAUAAUUGAUCUACUGCAAACAGAACUUUUCCAUGAAUAUAUCUUUCAGUUUCAACUGGCAAUAAAUUAUAAUGGCUUAUAGCAUGACGAAAUAUAUGAAUGUCAUGUAGUUGAUUUAGGAACAGAUAUGAAUAAUUAUAAGAUACAUUGUACACACUCAUUUUUUUGGAAUAUUCAAUAAAUGUGCGUUUUCUACUUA